Molecule: messenger RNA, 1023 nt
Organism: Capronia coronata CBS 617.96
Lineage: Eukaryota; Fungi; Ascomycota; Eurotiomycetes; Chaetothyriales; Herpotrichiellaceae
Product: alcohol dehydrogenase
Exons: 5
Coding region: 1-1023 (340 amino acids)
Cellular component (GO): intracellular anatomical structure
Molecular function (GO): oxidoreductase activity, acting on NAD(P)H, oxygen as acceptor
Source: RefSeq, a predicted model, not a curated record
AUGCCUGCAAAUGUACUCCGAAUACAGGGGGGCAUGUUGCGGACUUGUCUUCCCUCGGCCCGCUCGAUAGCUCAAACCUACAGCAAGCAGCGACCAUUCUCUUCUCUUGGUCCACUGCGGUCGCCGGUAGACCAACAGAACCGACAUACGUCCCGAGACCGCUCGGCUACUGCAGAUGCUCCCUCAAUCCAAGAAAAGCUGCCAGACCCUAACCGCACGAAUCAACGGCUAAGCGAGUUUGACCUGCAUGACAAGGUCUUUGUCGUGACCGGCGGCGCACGUGGCCUCGGCUUAACAUUGGCCGAGGCGCUAGUCGAGGCUGGGGCGAAAGUGUACUGUUUGGACCGGUUGCCCCAGCCGGACCAGGAAUUCCGGGACGUCCAGGACCGGCUGGGUCCCAAAUACGGCGGCGAGCUGCUCUACGACAGGAUCGACGUGCGUGAAGCCGAGAGCGUGGAUCAGGUCAUUUCCAAAAUCGCCGACCGACACAAGCGGAUGGAUGGCGCCAUCACCGCCGCUGCCGUGCAGAAUGUGACUCCCGCACUCGAGUAUCCUGUAGACCAGAUCAUGGACAUGAUGGACAUCAACUACAAAGGUGUCUAUUGCACGGCCGUCAGCUGUGCUCGCCAGAUGAUCAAGUACAAUUGCAGCGGCUCGAUUUUGUUGGUGGCCAGUAUGAGCGGCCUGGUCGCCAACAAGGGCCUCACCUCGUCUGUCUACAACUCCUCCAAAGCCGCAGUCUGCCAACUGAGCCGGAGUCUGGCCAUGGAAUGGGGGAAGGUUGUCAAUGGCAAGCCUAUCCGAGUCAAUGCUCUGUGUCCUGGCAAUAUCAUCACACCUAUGGUGUCGAAGAAUUUCGAGGAUGACCCGAAACUCAGAGAGACGUGGGAGCGAGCAAACAUGCUCGGACGAAUCUCUGAACCUCAUGAAUACAGAGGAGCCGCUCUGUUCGCUUUGAGCGAUGCUAGCACCUUCAUGACUGGGUCUCAGCUUAUUAUCGACGGUGGCUACACCGCAUGGUAG